UUGAGCAGUAUCAAAAGAAUUUGGCAUCAAAAAAACAAAUUCUUAAAGCAAUGUGGUCUUAUCGUAAUGUCAUUAAAGACCUUAUCCAUAAGAGGUCACUGAUAGGCUGUCAUCUCAUUGACCUUGAUGAUGCACUUGGAUAUGAAUACUUCAGUGAUGAAGAUAGUGAUGACACGGAUGAAGGAGGCAGUCAACAUGAUGAAUAUGAAGAAUAUGAUGAAGAAGUCAGCGAUGCUGAUUCAGAAGAUUCUGCAAAUAGUGAUCAUGAAGAUGGGGGAAGUACAAGUGACGAUGAAGAUGAAAGCAGCGCCAGUAGUUUUGAAAGUACAUAUUCUGAGCUAGGUGAAGACUAUGUUGGCUAUCAUGAGAAGUUUUCUGAAGAAGAGGAAGAGAGCGAUGAAGCCAGGGAGGGUGAGCCUAUCGCAACGAAAGCCCUUAGAAGAUCAGGGGAGAUGUUUGAAUUCCAGGCCAUUUUGACCAACCUUAUAGACAUCAUCAUCAACUCACCUUAUAGAAACAGUGACAUCUUCCUAAGGGAGCUCAUAUCCAAUGCGUCUGAUGCAUUGGACAAGAUUAGGUUCCUAGCUCUCACUGAUAAGGAGGUUUUGGGUGAAGGUGACACUGCUAAGCUUGAAAUCCAGAUUAAGUUGGAUAAGGAGAAGAAGAUCCUCUCUAUUCGUGAUAGGGGUAUUGGCAUGACCAAGGAAGAUCUCAUUAAGAACCUUGGAACCAUUGCAAAAUCUGGAACUUCAGCUUUUGUGGAAAAGAUGCAAACUGGCGGUGACCUCAAUCUCAUUGGGAAAUUUGGUGUAGGUGUACGCUUCUAUUCAGUAUACUUGGUUGCUGACUAUUUUGAAGUGAUCAGCAAACACAAUGAUGACAAACAACACGUCUGGGAGUCCAAAGCUGAUGGAUCAUUCGCUAUCUCCGAGGAUACAUGGAAUGAACCCCUAGGUCGUGGAACUGAGAUAAGACUGCACCUCAGAGAUGAAGCCAAGGAGUACUUGGAAGAAGACAAUUUAAAGGAUUUGGUGAAGAAGUACUCUGAGUUCAUCAAUUUUUCCAUUUACUUGUGGGCAACCAAGGAGAUUGAUGUUGAAGUGCCAGCAGAUGUGGAUGAGUCAAGUGAAGAAGAGGAAUCACCCCCUGAAUCUACAGAGGAAGAAGAGAGAGAAGAGGGUGAAGAGAAGAAUCCCAAGGCAAAUACUGUAAAGGAAACCAGUACUGAGUGGGAGCUUCUGAAUGAUGUGAAAGCUAUAUGGCUUCGCAACCCCAGGGAGGUUACUGAAAAAGAAUACUCAAAGUUUUACCACUCACUUGCUAAGGACUUUGGUGAUGACAAACCCAUGUCUUGUAGCCAUUUCACUUCUGAGGGGGAUGUUGAGUUCAAAGCUUUGCUCUUUGUUCCUCCCAAGGCUCCACAAGAUCUCUAUGAGAAUUACUACAGCUCUAACAAGUUAAACCUUAAGUUGUACAUUAGAAGGGUUUUCAUCUCUGAUGAAUUUGAUGAGCUUCUUCCAAAGUAUCUCAGCUUUUUGAAGGGCAUAGUUGACUCGGACAUACUGCCUUUCAAUUUAUCACAAGAAAUGCUCCAACAGCACAGCAGUCUGAAGGCUAUCAAGAAGAAACUACUCUCCAAAGCUCUUGACAUGAUCAAAAAACUUGCUGAGGAAGAUCCUGAUGAGUACAGCAACAAAGAUAAGACAGAUGAAGAAAAGAGUGCGAUGGAGGAGAAAAGGGGGCUAUAUGCCAAGUUCUGGAAUGAGUUUGGAAAAUCAAUCAAGCUGGGGAUCAUUGAAGAUGCAACUAACAAGAACUGUCUUGCAAAGCUUCUGAGAUUUGAAAGUACCAAGUCGGAAGGCAAACUUGCCUCCCUUGAUGAGUACAUCUCAAGGAUGAAGCCAGGACAGAAUGAUAUUUACUACAUUGGAAGCAAAGAAAAGCUAGAUAAAUUCCCAUUACUUGAGAAGCUAAAUAAGAAUAACUAUGAGGUCAUAUACUUAACGCCACCACUGGAUGAUGAAGAAUUGACACGUUGGCUCACGCGGUACAAAGGCAGGGUGUUCAAAAAGUUAAAUCCCCCGUUCAAGGACGUUUCUGACGAGAAUUUUUGAACACAUGGACGUGCCGUGCCAGCUGGUGGCCGUACGCAACGACCUACGCGAGCCAAUCCUAGUUAUUGUGGACCAGAAUGGGCCAAGUGAUUUACUUACUCCGUCCAAAAAAACAAUUUGUAAGAAUGAAUCUGAACAAUCACUGUAUCAAGAUUCAUCUGCAGAAAUCCACUUUUUUUGGGGAAAGAGGGAGCAAGUCCGAUGUUAAGAAAAGACUAUGAAAAUAUAUGGGGAGUUGCGAGAGGACUAUGAUCUUUAUAUUUCUUAGCGUCGCUAGCGAUAUAUGCUUGUCUGUUCUUUAUUACUGCGCAGCAUUUGUUUUUCUUAUACAUCUGUUCGCUCCAAACUCUGGUAGUAGAUUCGAUUUUGACGGUGCAACAGCUCACUAAUCACCUGUGUGCAUGUAUGUCCAUGAACGUUGCCUGCUGCGCAACAAAAUUAGAAGUAUUCUGAUCUGGAUGUGCCUUUUGCUUAAGCAUAUCAUAACCCAUGUAUGUUUUGUUGAAUAGAGUUGCAAGAAUUUUGCAUGACAUGUUGUUCAGG
Molecule: messenger RNA, 2657 nt
Organism: Oryza brachyantha (malo sina)
Lineage: Eukaryota; Viridiplantae; Streptophyta; Magnoliopsida; Poales; Poaceae
Product: endoplasmin homolog
Exons: 14
Coding region: 51-2114 (687 amino acids)
Biological process (GO): protein folding
Molecular function (GO): ATP hydrolysis activity; ATP binding; ATP-dependent protein folding chaperone
Source: RefSeq, a predicted model, not a curated record